UGGUUCCUCCAGAUGCCCAGCAGCAGCAGCUGGAGGAAAACUCCUCUGUGGCCAACGAGAUCCCAAACCCAGAACCCCCACUGGUUAAAAAGGAACAGGAAGAAACUGAUAUCACCAAGCUGACAUUCAGUCAUAUCCAUGUGAAAAGUGAGGAGGAUGAGGAGGAACUUCAGUCUUCACUUCUUCGUCACAGGAAGACGGAGGAGAACGAAGUGACUCUGGUUGGAGAAGGCUGUGGACAAUCUGAACUCACUACUGAUUACAGGAAAACAAAGUCUAAAGUUGGAGUUGAGGAUUUUAACGAGACCACAGACCGUGUAAAUGAUUCUGGAUCUAAUAACAGAAACGUGUUUCAGUGCUCUGAGUGUGGCAAACGGUUCGGCUCCAUGAGUUAUCUUAAGUUACACAUAAGAUGCCACACAGGUGAAAAGCCUUUCAGGUGUCCCGUUUGUAGGAAAUGCUUUACGUGGAAAGGUCGUCUCCAGAUACACAUGAGAGUCCACACGGGAGAGAAACCUUUCAGGUGCUCGGUGUGCGGCAAAACCUUCAGUGAAAGCGGGAAUCUGAAGGUGCACAUGAGGGUCCACACGGGAGAGAAACCUUUCAGCUGCUCUGUUUGUGGGAAAGGUUACGCACAAAGGGGGAAUUUGAAAAUGCACAUGACGGUCCACAAAGGAGAGACGAUAUCCAGAUGUGGUCUGAAUCGGUCGUCUCAUCUUCAUCACAGCCAGACCAGAGGGAUGAGAAACGCCGUGAUGACACCCGAAUCAGCUGCAAACUCUGAUGCAGAGGGGCAUUUACAACCAGGCACUACGCUCAGCUGUGACCACGAGGCUGGGAACUGUGGCAUCUGCAAGAAGCCAUUCGGUUGCUCUGAGUGUGGGAAGAGAUUUGGCUUUAAGGGGCAGCUGAAGACACACAUGAGGUCUCACACAGGUGAAAAGCCCUUCAGGUGUCCCAUCUGCUGGAAGUGCUUUUCAUGGAAUGGAUGUUUACAGAAACAUAUAAAAACCCACACGGGAGAGAAGCCGUACAGAUGCACAGUGUGUGGUAAAGGCUUUGUCGAGAGUGGAAACCUGAAGGUUCACGUUAGGAUUCACACAGGAGAGAAACCGUUCAGCUGUUCAAUAUGUGGUAAAAGAUACAGGCAGAAGGGAAGUCUGACAAAACAUCUUGAAAUCCACAGAGAGGAGAAAUGAUUCUCAGAAACCAGUUCUGAGCGUUUUCGGGGCUUCAGAGGAAACUCAGUCGCAUCCUGCUUCUUCAAAACAUCUGGACUAGAUAUUGGACCAGAAAAAUCCACACUCAAUACCUCAAACUAGUGUUGGGCAUAUGAAGAAGCUAUUCUGUAGUUU
Messenger RNA from Austrofundulus limnaeus, 1355 nucleotides. Its product is annotated as gastrula zinc finger protein XlCGF57.1. NCBI's taxonomy places the organism in Eukaryota, Metazoa, Chordata, Actinopteri, Cyprinodontiformes, Rivulidae. Gene Ontology annotation, molecular function: RNA polymerase II cis-regulatory region sequence-specific DNA binding; DNA-binding transcription factor activity, RNA polymerase II-specific. Gene Ontology annotation, biological process: regulation of transcription by RNA polymerase II. The record is from RefSeq and is a predicted model, not a curated record.